Owenia fusiformis is the source of this 4197-nucleotide messenger RNA. NCBI's taxonomy places the organism in Eukaryota, Metazoa, Annelida, Polychaeta, Sabellida, Oweniidae. The record is from the annotation of a GenBank genome assembly.
CAAUGACGUCACAAAAAGUUAACAAGCGCGAAAUUCAAACUUGGAAAAGUUUAAAAGUUGGUAAAAAUAAUGUCAGCUUUAAAAACUGUGUUACCAAAGUUAGCUGAAUUCGGUGAAAAGAAAGAUGACAGUCGUUUCAGACAAAGAGGGAACAUUUCUAAGCAAACACGAGGCAAGCCUGCUAAAUUUGAUGUGGAAAACUCUGACCUGGAGAAGUUUCUCCCAGCUGUCAUUCAGGGAGAGUCUGUCAGUGUUUCUAUUGGAGAAAAUGACCAUGUUCCUGGCUCGAGCACAACUAAAGGGGAGGCCUUAUUCCCAGAAAUCAUUCACGCUGGUCGAUUGAAACCAAUCCACAAUGGACAGGAUCACUCAGAGCUGGAGAUAACUGGUCAAGACAUCCAAGUGCCCCCAAAGAAAGAGCCAGUAAUAUCACAAAAGACUCAGUUUGGUUUUGAAACAAUUCUGGAGACUGGUGGUGAAGAAAUACAAGAUGAUCCUCUUAAAAUUGAUGAGUCCCUAAGGCAGCUACUUGACUGCCAUUCUAUUGGAGUACCCAUUGAGAUAACAAAACGAGAUUACAUCCCAGGACGUGUUGCCAGACCACUUUUUCAUUGUCAGAGAUGUCUUGAUAACUGGGCGGCAUCCGGGAAACUUAUAACAGAUUGUGACUCACCACCCAAGCCAGUCAAGGGACCUUUAUUCAUGUUGUCUCAAAACACUUCUUUGUUUAUCAAGAAGCUGAAAGACAAUGAGACCCAUUCCAGAUACUCACAUGGUAACCCAAACUUUUUCCUUGGCCACCAGCCCAAUAAGGAAGAAGAAUCAUAUGAUUCAACUUCCUAUUCAGAUAGUUCCGACUCUUCUAUAACUGUUUCUGAAGACAACAGACAACAAAGCAAAAGAAAUCGGAAGAAAGUAAAAGGUCAUAAAAUAAGACAUGAUAAGGAUAGAGAAAACUCGAAGCACAGACAGAGGAAACAAACAAAAAAGAAAAGAAAGCACAAGGAUAAAAUUGCUCAAGCGAUAACAAGCAGUCUUGAGGUGCUGAAAAAGGCACUUUAUAACUCUAGUAGCUUUGACAGUGAAACAGAUGAAUACAGUGGUAGUGCUACUAGGGGUAGAAGUGAAAAAGGCAGGCGCAAACAUCAUAAAAGCUACAAAAAGAAUAAAAUGAUUGAUUUUACAAGUUCAUCCAGCGAUUCUUCAACUUUCGAUGAUGACCUGUCUGACAGUUCUAAAAUGAGAAAGACAAGGAAAUCAAAAGAUAGAAAUAGGGAAAAUGGAAAACACUACUUAAUGUCAUCUGAUGAAAGUGACUAUGAUGAAAAAAAGCAUGCAGAACGUAAAUCAAAACAAGAAAAAAUCAGGAGAAAACGACAGAAAAAAAGAGCAAAACAAUUGAUAAAAAAAGCCAAACAAGAGAGACGACAAGAAGCCCAGAAACUUAGUGAGGAGUAUGAGAACAUGGGGAUACCUGUACCAAAGACAGAAACAACAACACCAGGAGAGUACACAACAAAUGGAGGCCUGAAGCUGCAGGGGCGACAUGGACAAAAUGGUUUAUUCUACACAGGAACAUAUAAUGAGGAUGGCGAGUUCAUUACAGAAGGAAUAGUUGACAAGAAUGGGAGGCUACACACAGGUUUCCUGGGAGAGGAUGGCAGAUUCUAUAUCUCGGAAAAAGAGGGCUCUGUCAUAGAUCUUACAGGGCUGACAAGGGACAGUACUCUGAACCUGCAAGACAUUUUCAGUCAGAGACGAGGUUCUACAGGCGACUUCUCCACCAGGGAUGGCAGCACAUUCUCUCUUUACUUCCCCAGUGAGAUGAGCAUUCACAUCACUGGCAGACAUAACAAUGAAUUAUCGUACGAGGACUACAAGGUGCUCAAGGCUCUAGCCAACUAUGACAGUGAUGUGGACAAUUCCUUUCUACUGCCUGGGAGAGACCAGACCAAAGUUCCAAGUAUAUAUCGUAAUUUAACACAGCGUGGAUCACAUGACUCUCUUAUGGAUAUUCUGAACAAAGAGGGUGCCACUGGUGGCUUGCAGCAUGGCUACCUUGACAACAUUGCCAAAGGUCAUGAACGGAGGUUGUCUUACAGGAAUGAUCCCCGCAUGCAUCCUGGUGAACAUAGCUUUAAAUCAGAAGAUGAAAGGAGUAAAUAUCACGAAACAGAGACUUCUACAGGAAGGAUGAAGUGGAGAACAAGAGGUGAUAGUGUUAAACAUCAUGGAACACAAAUGGCAAGAAAAAGCAGAAAUGAUUUACAAGAAAAUUCAACUAUUGAGAUGAAUGAGGAUGAUUACUCCCAGGAUACACUUUCAAACAUGAGUGGUAGCUAUAACAAGCAUGAACGUAGCAAACAAUAUAGAAGGUCCUCCAUUAUACCUCCUCACAUGUCCCAACCCACUCAUUCAAGACGUAACUCAACUGUCCUUGUGCCAAAAAAGAACUUUGCUGUGAAAAACAGAACGGGAAGACCCGAGACGAAGGCUGGUUAUCUGAAGAGCACUAUUUUUAGCACCAAAGACACAACCGCUGAUGAUACAACUGAAUAUGCAGCAGACAAUGAGACAACCGCUGAUACAACUGAAUAUGCAGCAGACAAUGAAACAACCACUGAGAUGAAUGAAGCCAAAGUGAGACAAGAUCAACAGGGAACUCAGAGUCGCCCAGCAACAGGGCAGAAACAACAGGCCAGUAGCCAUGUUCUAGCAAGCCGUAAAAAGACCAAGGGGACUAAGGGUGGCACUGAAAAAGCUCCACAGACGGAUAACGAAUAUGAUAUAAAAGAAAAAGACAACCAGGAUGAUGAUAACAUGGAAAAUGUGGAUGGUAAUGAUGCAGGAUCCACUGCUUCAGUGCAGAAACAAAAACGAAAGGCUACUGUGAAGAAAGAAACUACUGUUAAAAAUAAGAAGUUAAGGGAUCCCAAUAAUCCAGAAGAAUACCAAAAUCCUGAAACCCAAAUGUCAUACAGAAGCAACAAACACCAGAGCAUAACGGCAGCUAAUGUUGUGAUGUCCAGUAAUAAACCAGGGGGACAUAUGCAAUUGAGCCCCAGCACUUUGAUGCAAUCAGCUCACAGGGCCAGUCAUAGCAGCUGCCCAGAGAAUAUGGUUAGGACGCCCUCUCCAGGUCCCUGCACUGCCCAACUACCGACCCUUCCUCCACUGCCAUUAGAGAAGAUAAACAAUGAUCUCAGGGCAAAGCAACAAGAAUUUACAGUAGGGAGAGCACCAAAGCAAAUAGACGUUGAAGUAGAGAGUGAGAUCAAGCACACAAGCAGUGAGGAAUCUACAACAUCAGAAGAAAGUGAUGAUGUUUUCCCAUCAGUCAGCGCCACAUUAAAGUCAAAGAUAUCCUUCCCAGACCCUGAUGAAAUAUCAGUUCUAAACUUCUCCCCAGCUUUUACAUUUUCCAUUUUCACACUUCCUGCUGCACAUAAGAAACUGAAUGAUUCCUUGAUGGAAAAAGCUGAACUAUUACCGAUGCUGAAAAAACCAACUACUGCCAAAAAUAGAAAGCCUAAAAAGAAACAAACUGAGAACAAGUCAGCCCCAAAGAAAAAUGCAUUGGGAAAAUUUGCAAAUAAAAUGAGGACAAAACUAACAGCACCGAAACCUAAUUUCAUGAAAAAAUUGGCUCCAAUAAAGGAAACCAAGAAAACACCUCAAGAUAAAACCAAUAAUCAGAGAAAAAUCAAAACAGAUCAUCACAAAAUAAACAUUAAUCAAAAAGAAAACUUGUUACAUAAUGCUCAAAUGGAGAAGUCAGUGGCGCAUGAUUCAAAUCCAGAGAAUAAGACUGUAAACAAUAAAGAUAUAAUUGAUGCUGAGACAGAAGUCAAUAGAACACAAAACAUCAACUCAGAAGUUAAACUUGAUGAACCUAAAUUAUCAAGCAGUAAUGUAAGUCGAGAUUCUAAUAACUCAGCUGAUGAUAACAUGCAUUCACAAAAGGUUAGUAAAGAGAAUAUUAAUGAAGUCUUAGCUCUACAUACAACUGAGGACAAUGAGCAAAGUUGAAGUUUUCUCUAAAUGCUUCAGGAAGAUAGAUAAAAGACAAAUAGCUUAGAGAUAACACACAUAUUUGAUUGUAGUGCUCUGGAGUCAUGGAUAAAUUUAAAGCACUCCAAGUAGCUGACAGUAAAUUUAGUGGUAUUGUAAAUAAAUAAAUGUUUUAAAUAAAAAAAA